CUUCUCAAAAAUUGUUUUUUGCAAAAGAGAUGUUCAUUACCCAGCUUAAUUUAUUUUAUUCAACCAGAACAAUAAAUGCUAUUCUAAAAUGCCUUUCUUUAAAAACAUUUUUCUCUCCGUUUUUAAUCUAUUAAUAGUCAUAACAUCGAAUGGUCAUCAUAUCGCAUGUCUCUGCAAUCAAUCACUGCUCUGCCCAUACUUCCCUGUCACUGUUAGCUAAACCAUUGAGCAUCUAUAUUUUUAAUCAAAGAUAUGAAAUAGAUAUCAAAACCUACUUAUAGACACAAUAAAUGCUAUAAAUAAAUACUCUUUCCCAUUCCCUCGACUCGAAUUCAUUCAAUUUUCAUAUAAUACACAGGAAAAUGUAGGUAGUAGGUACCUAUACAUUUACGAUAUGCAUUUUCAAGGACUUCAGGAGUCAGGACAUCAACAAAUUGUACGCAUGGUUACUCACACAGCUUUCUUAUUCGACUCUGUAGCCUAUUUUUUCAUUAAUAUUUUCAAAAGUACGACGUUCGUUAUACUAAUUACACUCGUUUUGCAAAAUACUUAACUAAAAUAAUCAACUAAAUUAGGCUAACGUGUUAAAAAAAACAAUGCUGAUAUUAAGUACAAUUUACGAUUGACUUCGUAAUAUAGCAUGAUAAGAGUUAACCCGGUUUGUAGUAAGUAAGGGGAAAAAAUAGCUCAUUAAUAUUCAAGUACCACGAGCCAGUGGUCAGUUAUUACCUAAUCAAUACGUACUAUGUAUGUAUCCACUUUAUAAUACCCCCAUUAAGUUUUUAGGGUUAGAUUUACGUUUACCUAACGCUUGGCAUGUAAGAAUUUUUUCAAGGUUGUUUUGCUCACACGGAAUGCUUACUUAUCUGAGAAGUAUUUUAUUUUUUCAAACCUAGUAAACAUUAUUGUUCGGUUUCUUUUUGCGAGAUUUUGUAAAAUCAUAAUAGCGAAAAUAUGAAGCCGGAAUUAUGGGAUGUCAUGGUUCACACAGUGCCGAAGCUGUAGCUGGUAUAAAUUCUAAACGUAAUAAUGAACCGCGAUUUUCAAAUUGUAAUGGUAGGAUAACUCGACUUAUACAGGAUGAUCCUAUUGAUUAUUGCACUGAUGCCAAGACUGAUAAGAUUAUUAGGAGGUUAAGCCUACCAAUUGAUUAUGAAACUGCUGACGGUGCUCAAAAUUCAAAAAAAUACAGGAAGUGGCAAAUUCAUGGUAAAUGGAUUUGUGGAUUAUCAUCCGGAGGAUCUAGGAAUAAUAUCGAAUUGUUUGCUACCAAUCCUCAGUUUGAAAUAGUGGUUGGGAAUCAUACAGUGCCUUAUGCAGUAAAAGAUGCUGUGAUCGUGUCGUUGAAACAGAAUAAUUUUAGAACAAAUCCUGCAUUUAUUGCUCUUUUUAUUUACAAGAAUGACACUCCUGGAAAUUGUUUACUCGCCGAAUAUUUAUUCUGCGAACCUCCAUUGUACACCACAUCACCAUUCAUUAAAAAGGAGAUGAUAUCUAUGAAAGUGAGCCUAGAACCAGGUUCAUAUGUAAUUAUUCCAGCCAUGUUUCAACCUCAUCGUGAUAACGAUUUUAGCAUUACGAUUCUAGUCCUGAAAGACAUUCCAACUAGUUUACAUCAACUCAAGGUGGAAACCGAAUCGGUUAUUUAUUUUAAAAUUUAACUCAAUAACAUGAUUUUUUUUUUUUGUUUAAAAUUAAUAAUUUAUUGUGAUUAUUUUUUUAAUAAUAAAUAAAAUUUUAUGAACUCGUAA
Planococcus citri (citrus mealybug) is the source of this 1751-nucleotide messenger RNA. Its product is annotated as calpain-9-like. Lineage: Eukaryota; Metazoa; Arthropoda; Insecta; Hemiptera; Pseudococcidae. Gene Ontology annotation, cellular component: cytoplasm. Gene Ontology annotation, biological process: proteolysis. Bases 969 to 1661 code for a protein of 230 amino acids. Gene Ontology annotation, molecular function: calcium-dependent cysteine-type endopeptidase activity. The transcript has 4 exons. The record is from RefSeq and is a predicted model, not a curated record.